Diprion similis is the source of this 2798-nucleotide messenger RNA. It is a transcript of the gene nAChRbeta1, whose product is annotated as acetylcholine receptor subunit beta-like 1. Gene Ontology annotation, molecular function: transmembrane signaling receptor activity; acetylcholine-gated monoatomic cation-selective channel activity. NCBI's taxonomy places the organism in Eukaryota, Metazoa, Arthropoda, Insecta, Hymenoptera, Diprionidae. Bases 278 to 1846 code for a protein of 522 amino acids. Gene Ontology annotation, biological process: chemical synaptic transmission; signal transduction; nervous system process. Gene Ontology annotation, cellular component: postsynaptic membrane; neuron projection; synapse. The transcript has 5 exons. The record is from RefSeq and is a predicted model, not a curated record.
UCUAGUCAAGUGAGGCUCUGAUUUUGAUUUAUAGGAAGUAUGUAAAAAACAAUAAGCGGGGGUGGUAGGGAUUGUCAGUGAGUGAUUACUGUUAAAAAUCACGUCUCAUCGUGGAUAAUGCGUCGGUAAUAAUCGUGCGGAUUGUUUCCCAGCGCUCAUCUGCCGCAAUGAACGUAGUAAACUCUCUUAUUGGCCUCUUUUCCAAGGUGGUAUAUUGAUUCGCGGACGGCGCAGAGCUUCGCCAACAAGGGCGGGUUUACACCCAUACCCGCCUAAAAUGUAUUUUUGUUUAAAGUUCAUGCGGUUUUUGCUAACCGCGUCUCUAUUCUGCGUUGUUGGCUUCUGUUCCGAAGAUGAAGAACGUCUGGUCCGCGAUUUGUUUCGCGGGUACAACAAGCUCAUCCGCCCGGUUCAAAACAUGACCCAGAAAGUCGACGUCAGAUUUGGACUCGCUUUUGUGCAGCUGAUCAAUGUGAACGAGAAAAACCAGAUCAUGAAGUCUAAUGUCUGGCUGCGAUUCGUUUGGACCGAUUAUCAGUUGCAAUGGGACGAGGCGGAUUACGGCGGGAUUGGAGUGUUGCGUUUGCCUCCCGAUAAGGUUUGGAAACCAGACAUCGUUCUGUUCAACAACGCCGACGGCAACUACGAGGUUCGGUACAAGAGCAACGUGUUGAUAUACCCAACGGGAGAGGUUCUCUGGGUGCCUCCAGCGAUCUACCAAAGUUCGUGCACCAUCGACGUCACCUACUUCCCCUUUGACCAGCAAACGUGCAUCAUGAAGUUUGGCUCCUGGACAUUCAACGGCGACCAGGUGUCCCUGGCACUUUACAACGACAAGAACUUCGUGGACCUUUCAGACUACUGGAAGAGCGGCACAUGGGACAUCAUUAGCGUGCCUGCCUAUCUGAACAUAUAUCACAGCGACUUUCCGACCGAAACCGACAUCACGUUCUACAUAAUAAUCAGGAGGAAGACCUUGUUUUACACUGUCAAUCUCAUCCUGCCAACCGUCCUCAUUUCGUUCCUCUGCGUCCUGGUGUUCUACCUGCCAGCCGAAGCUGGGGAGAAAGUCACCCUGGGCAUCAGUAUUCUCUUGUCACUUGUCGUGUUUCUUCUGCUGGUCAGCAAGAUCCUGCCGCCAACAUCGCUUGUGCUUCCGCUGAUAGCGAAGUACCUCUUGUUCACCUUCAUAAUGAAUACCGUCAGUAUUUUGGUCACGGUUAUCAUAAUAAACUGGAACUUCCGAGGGCCGAGGACCCACCGGAUGCCGCAGCUGAUACGGAAGAUAUUCCUCAAGUAUCUGCCAACCAUUCUUCUCAUGCGUAGACCCAAGAAGACCAGGCUCAGGUGGAUGAUGGAAAUUCCGAACGUUACUCUACCGGCCUCAACUUACUCUGGGAGUCCCACCGAGCUCCCGAAACACCUGCCUGCUGGUCUCGCUAAGCCCAAAAUGGAAGUAAUGGAACUCUCCGACUUGCAUCAUCCCAACUGCAAGAUCAAUCGCAAGGUUCACCACACCACAAGCGCUUCGACAACUGCAGCUGGAGGAGGCGAUGCUCUGGGGGAUAGGAGAGGAUCCGAAAGCUCUGACUCCGUGCUGCUCAGCCCGGAAGCUAGCAAGGCAACGGAGGCCGUUGAGUUCAUCGCCGAGCAUUUGAGGAACGAGGAUCUUUACAUUCAGACACGAGAGGAUUGGAAAUACGUUGCAAUGGUGAUCGAUCGGCUGCAGCUGUAUAUAUUUUUUGUUGUCACAACGGCUGGUACAAUAGGGAUAUUGAUGGAUGCACCUCAUAUAUUUGAGUACGUCGAUCAGGACCGUAUAAUUGAGAUUUAUCGAGGAAAGUAAUUUAGCGCGGAAUUGAAACGGUGGGCUGGACGCUCCGUGACUUUGGAGGAAGCUGAAGACCGAAUCCCCGAGUGUUGGGAUAGCCCGAUAAACAAAUAUCCCGCGAAGACCCGUUUCUUUUGAAACUCGUGAAAAUAUAAGCCGCUCACUUGAUCGCGUUGUAAAUCCAAAACGUAAAUGUUGAUCAUCCGCCAUAUUUUUUCUGGUAGAAAUUUUUCCCCAGAUGAUAACUGAUCUUUUGCAAGCGGAUAAUCGAUUGAUGCUCCACUGCCGGUUGGUGUGUGAUAUUGAAUUUAUUUUUCAAGAUGGUUUUCCAUCAGCAUGUAAGCCCUGCAUAUUAAGUCUUCCCUAAGUAACAAAGUACAGAAAUGAAAGAGUCUACACAUUAAUUGGUGGGUAAAGGGUGGGAAAAAAAUGUCCGUGGGUCGUCGAAUGCUUUCGACUGUCCGGUGGAAGGAAAAUAUUAAAGAAAUAAAAAAUAAAAAAUAACCAUCCGCUAUGAAAAUGUCGAGUCGCAUAAAAUUAUGAAAUUACGUACAUACCUAUGUAAACGCAAUGUCUAAAUGUGGAUGUAAUAAAUUAAAAAACGAUCCUGAUCCAAGCAGCAGCUAUCUACCUGCAUUAUAUAUUCGUAUCUACACGUAAUUUGUUUUAAAUAUGCAUAUAAGGGUAAAAUUAUUCAACUCAAAACGAAAAAUGAAAUAAAUAAAUAUGCGUAAGUAUAAAAUAAACUUUGUAGAAAUCGUUCUGUUAACACUAAUGGUCAUUCAUCGGUGGUUUGAUAUGUGCUAUUAGAAACGUUGUAAUACUCAUGGUCAAGUUUUACUUUCGUAGCAUUAAAGUAUACCUAUAACUAGCUAAUUGUAAGCAAGUGUCUAGCCUAAGCCAAGAUUUAGAAAAAUAAUGUGUACUAAUAUUAUAGCGUGUAGAUACAAUAAAAUAUGGCCAAAGA